Molecule: messenger RNA, 1073 nt
Organism: Pseudomyrmex gracilis
Lineage: Eukaryota; Metazoa; Arthropoda; Insecta; Hymenoptera; Formicidae
Gene: Rsf1
Product: RNA-binding protein Rsf1
Exons: 3
Coding region: 234-854 (206 amino acids)
Biological process (GO): mRNA splicing, via spliceosome
Cellular component (GO): nuclear speck
Molecular function (GO): RNA binding
Source: RefSeq, a predicted model, not a curated record
UGGCGUCUGGGUUGGAGACGCGAACGCGACCAACGGGGCUUCUGUGCACUGUGAACCCCGGUUUUGACUCCGCGCCUAUCGAUUGCCGAAUGUGCAUCUUCUUCCGUGUAAAUCUCAUCGCGUAGCGUUUCUUGUCUCUCCGAACGUGUGGUUUUACGAUUGUCGCGAACACAACGAUCGGCGAAACGAGGAGGAAAUCCGUCGGGAGCACAAGCGGGCACGGGAGGAGCAGAAUGACGCCAGAAGGGUACACGCGCGUUUACGUGGGAGGGUUGAAUGAGAGCAUCAAAAAGGAGGAUCUUCAGAUGGAAUUUGAGAAGUACGGGAAGCUGAACAAGGUUUGGGUGGCGUUCAAUCCGCCUGGUUUCGCGUUCAUCGAAUUCUUCAACCUGAACGAGGCGGAACUGGCGUGCUGCAACAUGAACGGGAUGGAGAUUAUGGGUGCAAAGUUGAGGGUGGAAAUUUCACGUGGUAGAGGUCGCGGUGGCGGCAGGGCUGGCGGCGCGGGUGGUGGUGGUGGUUUUCGAGGAAAUCGCGGUGUUAGCGGUAGGGAGUAUCGCUUGACGCGGUACGGCGCCACCGUGGGUUAUAAAAGCAAUACUUAUCCAGAUUACGGAGGCGGCUAUUACGCAGGCAGGGGUGGCGCAAGUAGGGGCAGAGGUUACGGAGAGGACUAUAUGUACAAUCGCAACGGCGGGUAUGUCGCGCGUGACGGAUAUACGCAGGACGUCUACGGUGCUAGUAGUGGAGACACCGGCACCAACUACUACGGGAGAAACACGAGCACAGGGAGGUAUCGAAGCCGCUCUCCCGCUGGCCGUGGAAGUCAUCGUCAUCUACGUGAAUGCACAUAAAAGAACUUCGCUGCGUCUUGCCAAACCGUACUGCGGGCCGAUCAGCCACCCGCCUCGACGACUUCAUUUCUGUCCAAUCUACACAGUGACCUGUAUAUAAGACAAGAACAAACAACGCUGUGCAAUGCUUACCCUGCAUUGUACCACCCCGUGUAACAACAUGCGGUCGCUGCCGGGGGAAUACUUUUUAUUGAUAGACAAAACAAAAAAAAAAAAAAA